UAAGAUGACAUUUAGUUGUUGUGAAGAGAAGCCUUGUUAUUAUUAUUAGAGAACAAAAACAAAGACUACCUCUUCCAACCUGAUUUUCCUAUAUUUGUGGGGUGCUACUACAAGCUGUAUAGAUAGAGACUUUUCUUUCCUUCAUUCAUUCAUUCAUUCAUCCAUUUUCUCUUAUCUUUGCCAUGGGAAAUUGUCAAGCUGUGGAUGCUGCUGUUCUUGUGAUUCAACAUCCUUGUGGGAAGAUAGAUAGAUUGUAUUGGCCAGUUACUGCUAGUGAGGUUAUGAAAACAAACCCAGGUCACUAUGUUUCUUUGAUUAUUCCAUUACCUGUUCUACCAGAAGAGCAGAAUCAAGAACAAAAGACUGUGAAGUUUACUCGUGUUAAGUUGCUUAGGCCUAAUGAGACUCUUAAUCUUGGUCAUGCUUAUAGGCUCAUUACUAAUCAAGAGGUUAUGAAGGUGUUGAAGGCAAAGAAGCAUGCAAAGAGUAAGAAGACACAGGAAGAUGCAGUUCUGCCAGGUUAUGAGACAAAGAAAGGAGAGGAAUCUGACCAAGGAAACACAUAUCAGGGAGGCAGAGCAGAGAGACACAAGCAAAGAGGAGGGUCUACAAAUCCUGCUGCUGUGCAGAGGUCAAAAUCUUGGCGCCCUUCUUUACAAAGCAUCACGGAGUCACCAAAAGUUUAAUAAUGACUAUUAAUUGUCUUCCUCUAUAAAUGUUGAAUGUUCCUCAUGGAUGGUUCCUGGUAAAUGGGAAUUAAUGGAAAUUCAACUGAGGUUUGAACCGAGAUUACUCUUCCAUCAACAAAUGAUGCAUUCUAGCUGCAAAACCAUGCUAGAAUGAGUAACAUGUUUGUAUAGCAACAACAAGAAUGGAAUGAAAAGUAAUGAAUGUGAAUAUCUAUUAGAAUUGA
Messenger RNA from Lathyrus oleraceus (garden pea), 913 nucleotides. RefSeq lists its product as uncharacterized. Lineage: Eukaryota; Viridiplantae; Streptophyta; Magnoliopsida; Fabales; Fabaceae. The record is from RefSeq and is a predicted model, not a curated record. The transcript has 3 exons. Bases 183 to 686 code for a protein of 167 amino acids.